AUGAGCAUCAGGUCCCAGCCUUUACAGCCGCUUAACAGCGGCCACCUUAACAAGGCUAACUUGACUCCCGUCAAGGCCUCCAGAAGAAAGGAAUACGACCUAUACCACAACCAGCACUACCAGCCCCAGCACCAAGCUCAGGCCCAAGUCCAUCAUCAGAUUCCUGUGACAGAGCCCCAGCAAGAAAAGCCCAAGAAGAAGAAGGAAAAGCUCCUGGCUCUUUGUAAAACUCCUCCAUCGAUUGUCAGAACUAGAAGCGGCAUUGAUUACCGUAGAGGCAACUUCUUGGGAGAAGGCGGCUUUGCCCGUUGUUUCCAAAUGAGAGAUGCCUCGGGUAGAAUCUACGCUGCAAAAACCGUCGCCAAGGCGCUGAUCAAGAACGAGAAAACAAAGACGAAGCUUUUGCUGGAAAUCAAGAUCCACAAAUCGCUUAAGCACUCCAAUAUCGUCAACUUCGUCGACUGCUUUGAGGAUGACGUCAAUGUCUACAUUCUUUUAGAAAUUUGUCCCAAUCAAUCGCUCAUGGAGCUCUUGAAGACCAGAAAGAGAGUAUCUGAGCCUGAGGUUCGUUAUUUCAUGGUUCAGAUUGUCGGAGCAAUCAAGUACUUGCACUCUCGCAGAGUGAUCCACAGAGACUUGAAGCUCGGAAACAUCUUCUUUGACCCAGACAUGAACUUGAAGAUUGGUGACUUUGGUUUGGCCUCUGUGUUACCUUCUCUUGAAUCGAGAAAAUACACCAUUUGUGGAACUCCAAACUACAUUGCGCCAGAAGUUCUCGGUGGUAAGACCACUGGACACUCCUUUGAAGUCGACAUCUGGGCCAUUGGUAUCAUGAUGUACGCCUUGCUUGUAGGCAAGCCACCUUUCCAAGCCAAAGACGUCAAUGUCAUUUACGAGCGUAUCAAGAAAACCGACUAUUCAUUUCCUCCCGACAAGAAGAUCUCCGACGAGGCCAAACAGUUAAUCCAGGACUUGUUGAGCUUGAACCCAUUGAAUAGACCGUCCGUCCACGAAAUUUUGGACUACCCAUGGUUCAAGGGCCCCUUUCCCAACAAAACCACAGAGGACGCCUUGACGGCCACUCCUUACGGUGUUGGAGAGAGCAAGAACCCCGUGGAGAUCUUGAAGCUGGACUUGCAGUCAGACCAACCACGUACGGUAUUGCCACAAUCCUUGUCUCCAGGUGACACUCGUCUUAAAUACCAAGAGGUUGCUGUGCCAACCACUCUAAUGAGCGCCCAGAGAAGUACCAUGAGAAAGCUCAAUUUCCACUCGAAGUUCAACAAGACCAUUGUCAAAUUGGAUCUUUGUCUUCAGGAAACCGCCGACACAAUCCGCCGUCUACUGGAUCUCACCAGAGAGAGGUCAAAGUUGGAAUUGGACGUCAAAGAGCUUCCCACUUGCGAGAACCCCACGCUUAUUUCCAAGUGGGUCGACUACUCCAACAAAUACGGUUUCUCGUAUCAGUUGAAUAAUGACGACAUUGGUGUUUUGUUCAACGAUGAAAACACCAUCCUCAAACUUCACGACAGCGAUUCGUUCUUUGAAUUGAUCUACCACGAGAAAGAAGGCUGGGCAUGUAUCGAAAGCUCGGUAACGAACCCUCCAGCACAGGCAAAGAGACAGCUUGAAAUCGUCGACUUCUUCGCCAAGUACAUGAACACAAACUUGUCGAAGGUCAGCGAAAACGAGCUGCGCAAACAAGUUGUAUUCUUGAGGCGAUACACUAGAAACAGCGACUACAUCAUGUUCGAGAUGACCAACGGUAACUUCCAAUUCAACUUCAAAGACCACCACAAGAUUUGCAUUUCUAAAGGCGGACUCGCCAUCUCCCACGUCUCGCCCAAUAGAGUGAUCCAAACUCACCCACUAGUAUUAGUGUUGAAGCAAGGUAACUUCCCUCAGACGGAGGUGCCUAACUGUUUGGAGAAGAUAGCCAUGAUCGAAAAAGCCAUGAGGGAUAAGAUUCCCACUAAUGUAUAA
Molecule: messenger RNA, 1983 nt
Organism: Candidozyma duobushaemuli
Lineage: Eukaryota; Fungi; Ascomycota; Pichiomycetes; Serinales; Metschnikowiaceae
Gene: CDC5
Product: polo kinase
Exons: 2
Coding region: 1-1983 (660 amino acids)
Biological process (GO): regulation of cytokinesis; protein phosphorylation; mitotic cell cycle
Cellular component (GO): centrosome; cytoplasm; spindle pole
Molecular function (GO): protein binding; ATP binding; protein kinase activity
Source: RefSeq, a predicted model, not a curated record